GUGCUCUUCUACAGUCCAACAAUUUAGCAGCGAGGGGGGGAGACUCUGCGGUAUCUGCCUGGAAAACAGUGGACGGGGGAAAAAGACCACGACAUGCGAACGCACCGUGCGCGGUGAUCCUCCUCCAGGUGAGCGGCCGAGCAGGAGCCUCCUGUCCCGGACACGGAGCGUUGAACCGCCGCAGAGGACCGCAGACGGGAGGAGCAGCCGAACAUCAGCUGCGGGCCGGAACCGAACCGGUGAGCGAGAGAGAGAGAGCGCCUCCUCACAGAUGGGUUAAACCCGCUCUGCUGUCGCCGCGAACCGAGCCUCUGCCGAACCACACCACGGGGACUGUGAUGUAGGAACCUGCUGACCCGGUUCUGAUCCACCUCCGCAUCAUCAUCGCCCCCGCACCCCCCACCACCCACCAUGCCGGCGGGGAUGAAGCCGCUGGAGAAGUUCCUGAAGAAGCAGACCACCGCGCUGACCCGGGCCGGGGGCUUCGUCGGCGGCGGGGUGGCGGACAAGACAAGCAGUGGAACCGGAUCGUCCCGGAGGAGGGCCAGUCUGUCCCGGGUCGUCCCGUUCUUCAGGGAGACGUCGCCAGAAACCGGCCUCGCUCGAGAGGUAUUCAGCCCCGACACUGAGGACCCCCCUUCCUGGCCCACGGCCACCGCUCUGGUCCCAGCAGUUCCCUGUGGCGGUUCCGGAUCCGGAGAUGUUCGUUCUCCGUCUCUGUCCAGCGACGAGCAGAGCUCCGAGGCCAGUCUGGUGAUGGAGACGGGAGGGGGCGGGGGAGGGACGCAGAUCCACGCCGACACCCCGGACAACUUGACCCUCCUCAUGCUGGACAGCGUUGCUGGAAAACGUAACACCCAGUGCACAGAAACUCUCUUGGACGACUUCAUGUUGACUCACCCAAUCUUCCUGACGGCCGAGAAGUUCCAGCAAUUCCUCCUGCAACAGUUCUCUCUUCAGACAGGUGGGGAGGGCAGGGGGGGUGAGGGCGCUCUGGACGGCGUGGACAGGAAGAAGGCCGUUCUCAGCGUGACCUUCAAAUACCUGGACACCUUCAGAGAGCUCCUGCAGGAGGAGCGAGAACGCAGCAACCACUUCCCCCAGGAACUGUACCUGUGUGCGGUCCAGGACUUGAGUCGUUACCCUGAGCUGGUGGAGGACGUUCUCAAACUGCAGCGGUGGACUGAGAUCUUACACUGCCCUUCUGAGGAGGAGAAGGAGAGCAGGAAGAAGCAGGUCCGUCCGCUCUUCAGACACUUCAGGCGCAUCGACGCGUGUCUGCAGCCACGAGAGGCCUUCAGAGGCUCAGAUGAGAUCUUCUGCCGCGUCUACACCCCGGACCACUCCUACGUCACCAUCCGGAGUCGUCUGUCGUGCCGGGUGGCUGAGAUACUGGCCCUGGUCCGGGAGAAACUCCAGUACAGCGAAGACCAGCCUGUUCUGCCGGGUCACCUGGUCCUGGUGGCGGUCACGUCUGCUGGAGACAAGUCGGUGUUCCGGCCCAGCGACGAGGCGGUCUUCACCACGCUGGGCGUCAACACGCACCUCUUUGCCUGCGAGCCAUCCGAGCUGGAUUCUCUGCUUCCUCUUCCCGAGGAGAUCCACUGGUCCCCUGGAGACAGUAAACUGCAUGACAUGUCUGCAGAGGAAGUGUCCAACCAGUUGGUGGCGUUCGACUGGGAGCUGUUCAGCUGCGUGCACGAGGUGGAGUUCAUCUGCUACGUGUUCCAUGGGGAGCAGUCUCGCUGGCGCCCCCUGAACCUGGAGCUGGUACUGCAGCGCUGCAGCGAGGUCCAGCACUGGGUCGCCACGGAGAUCCUGCAGUGCCACUCGCUGCCCAAGAGGAUCCAGCUGCUCCGCAAGUUCAUCAAGAUCGCCGCUCUGUGCAAGCAGCAGCAGGACCUGCUGUCCUUCCUGGCCGUGGUUCUGGGUCUGGACAACCCUGCGGUCAACCGCCUGCGACUCACCUGGGAGGGUCUGCCUGGGAAGUUCAGGAAGCAGUUCCAGCAGUUUGAGAGCAUCGCGGAUCCAUCCAGGAACCAUAAGUCCUACAGAGACCUGGUAUCCAGCCUCAGACCCCCGCUGAUCCCCUUCACCCCUCUGCUGCUCAAAGACUUGACGUUUCUCCAUGAGAGCUGUAAAUCCUUUCACGGUGACCUUGUGAACUUUGAGAAGAUGCACAAAGUGGCAGAGAUGGUCAGAACCGUCCGGCGGUACCGCAGUGGCCAGUUAGCCCUGGACCAGGACCAGGCCCCUUCUCCGGCCCUGCAGACCAAAGCCUACGUCCGGCAGCUGCAGGUCAUUGACAACCAGAACCUGCUCUUCGACCUGUCCGUGAAACUGGAGCCCCGAGACACGUAGACCUCAGGACCAGAACCAGAACCUGCUCUUUCCUCCUCCAUCCUCCUCUUCUCUAUCCUCUCCUUCGUCCUCAACACCUUCCUCUUUCUUUUCAACUACAAUAUUUGUGAUUGUUUUGUUUUGACGUGACAAACGCAGACAACUUUUCUUGACAAAUAUUAAGUUCUUUGACGUUGUGUUCUAUUUCAGCUAUCGUAUAAUUGCCGAACUUCUAUGGCAACAAUUGUCUGAAUGCUAACCUUGCUAUAGUAACGAUGACGACGUGUGUGUGUUCAGACACUGAUCUUCUUUAUUUUUUUUUAAUGGCCGACGUUUGUCUCGCGCGAUGUUGCAUUGUCGCUGUUGGACCUUAGCGCUCACAGUGCAGACAGGGACUCUGAACAGCCGGAUGACUGACAUCCAUCCAGUUUCUGUAUCGCAGAAUCGUGGCUCACAAACAUUCCACCGAGUUUGACGCUGUAGGACUCUCACCUGAAACUGUGGUAAACAGGAAAUGACACGGCACUUUGGAGAACCUCAGGGCUCGAAGAUGUUUACUUUCCUCUUCCUGUUUCACUUCAGCAUUAGAACUGAGUCGCGUUUCACGCACAGAAUGGCAAGCGUCGGCCUGAAACCUUUUCUUCUGGCUUUCCAUUGUGUUUUUCCGAAGCUGCGGCAUGUGAUGUCGCAGCUUCCCCCUCAAGCAGCCACAUCUGGUUUACUUUCAUCUGCUGUGAAAACUCUGUUCACUUUUCUACACGAAUACUUGGUUUGUUUUAAAAACUCAGGACAGUGAACUCGCAACGAUCGACCGUUUUAAACGUAGGAUUCUGGCUGCAGGCUGAAAUUGUGUGUUUGGGGAAGCCAUCGCAGAAAAGCAUCGCUGAAUAAAUAUAUAAUUUCAUGACGGAGGCGAGAAAGAUGUGAAUUUUGCAAGUUUGUAAAUAAAAUACUAUUUUAUGUAAACGUGAAUCAAACUGACGAAAUAUUCGUAAUGAAUUCAUAAACGAAGACUUUAGUUUGUUCCUUCACUUUACACGUCGAUGUUCUAAAAAUAUAUUUAAUUUUCGGUAUUUCUUUUUGUAAAGAAGUGGAUGUUUACAUGUUUGCACUUCAUCUCAUGGUCGGAGUCGAGUGUUAGGAGGAGGCGGGCCUCGAAGUCGAGUGGGUGUGGCUGAGGAGGUGGAGCCUCUGACGUCUGUCACUUUGAAGCAAUGUUUCAAUUAGGUAGGAAAAUAAAUGUUUAUAAUUAAAAUAUCUAAUUUUACAAAGAAGCUUUUUUAAUUUUAUGUGCAAUUUUACAGGAAGUGUCGCACCUAACGAUCACGCUACUGUGUGAACAAACAAAGUUGUAAUUUUUGGAAUAAAGCAAUCAGUGUAAAUGUUAAAUUUAAGAAAAUAAAGUUAUUUUGCA
This is a messenger RNA of Synchiropus splendidus (mandarinfish), 3754 nucleotides long. It is a transcript of the gene rapgefl1, whose product is annotated as Rap guanine nucleotide exchange factor (GEF)-like 1. Gene Ontology annotation, biological process: Ras protein signal transduction; positive regulation of GTPase activity. Bases 412 to 2361 code for a protein of 649 amino acids. The transcript is spliced from 15 exons. Lineage: Eukaryota; Metazoa; Chordata; Actinopteri; Syngnathiformes; Callionymidae. The record is from RefSeq and is a predicted model, not a curated record. Gene Ontology annotation, cellular component: plasma membrane. Gene Ontology annotation, molecular function: guanyl-nucleotide exchange factor activity.